AGAACAUAAGAACACUGCCAAAGCACUGGGUACUCAGCACUGAGCAGAUCUGUUCUUUGAACUAAAAAUCAUGUGCUGUAGCAAGAGUUUGCUCCUGGCUUCUUUGAUGUUAAUGCUGCUACUCCACCUCAGUGGCAAAUCAGAAGCAGCAAGCAACUUUGACUGCUGUCUCCGAUACACAGAACACAUCCUUCAUCCUAAAAUCAUUGUGGGUUUCACACAGCAGCUGGCCAAUGAAGCUUGUGACAUCAAUGCUAUCAUCUUUCACACAAAGAGAAAAUUAUCUGUGUGUGCAAAUCCAAGGCAGAUCUGGGUGAAACAAGCUGUGCGUAUCAUCAGCCAAAGAGUCAAGAAGAUGUAAAAACCGUGGCCCUUCUGGAAUGGAAUUGGACAUAGCCCAAGAACAGAAAGAACCUUGCUGGUGUUGGAGGUUUCACUUGCACAUGAUGGAGGGUUUGGUGCUUAUGUAAAUUUGUGCCUCACUGGACUUGUCCAAUUAAUGAAGUUGAUUCAUAUUGCAUCAUAGUUUGCUUUGUUUAAGCAUCACAUUAAAGAUAAACUGUAUUUUAUGUUAUUUAUAGCUGUAGGUUUUCUGUGUUUAGCUAUUUAAUGUUAAUUUUCUAUAAGCUAUUUUGGUUUCGUGCAAAGUAUAAAAUUAUGUUGGGGGUGAAUAAGAUUAUAUGGGUAUUUGCAAGCAACAAGCUAUUUUUUUUUAUAAAAACUAACAUCCUUUUGUUUAUGUUGUAAUUACAUUAUAAAAUAAGGAAAAUGUUAAGACAAAUAUUGACAAUAAAGAAAAAACAAAAAGA
Molecule: messenger RNA, 809 nt
Organism: Callithrix jacchus (white-tufted-ear marmoset)
Lineage: Eukaryota; Metazoa; Chordata; Mammalia; Primates; Cebidae
Gene: CCL20
Product: C-C motif chemokine ligand 20
Biological process (GO): immune response
Cellular component (GO): extracellular region
Molecular function (GO): chemokine activity
Source: RefSeq, a predicted model, not a curated record